Syngnathoides biaculeatus (alligator pipefish) is the source of this 2190-nucleotide messenger RNA. It is a transcript of the gene ddx31, whose product is annotated as DEAD (Asp-Glu-Ala-Asp) box polypeptide 31. The record is from RefSeq and is a predicted model, not a curated record. Gene Ontology annotation, cellular component: nucleus. Gene Ontology annotation, molecular function: nucleic acid binding; RNA helicase activity; ATP binding. The coding region runs from base 129 to 2102 and encodes 657 amino acids. Lineage: Eukaryota; Metazoa; Chordata; Actinopteri; Syngnathiformes; Syngnathidae. The transcript is spliced from 21 exons. Gene Ontology annotation, biological process: ribosome biogenesis.
AAAAAAAAAAAAAAAGAUUCGCUCACCGGAAAAAGUCGGAAGUCCAGUGCGCAUGUCAGGAAGUGACUCGGGGACCAAACAGGAAACAUUCGCACGUGUUUUCGUCUUGGACGUUGGAAGCAGUGAAGAUGGCGUCGUCCCACGAUCAGCUGUACAUUAACGUCACUUCCUCUUCAUCUUCUGCGAAGGCGACGCCCCCCAAGAGGAAGUGGCCCUCUUUCAAAGAGCGGCGGGCCGCCAAACGGAGCCGCCUGAAGGAGGCGGAGCUCCAGGCCGUAGCCCCGCCUUCCGCGAAGCCGCAGGAGGUUUCAAGCGCACGUGUGACGGGCGGCGGCGGCGGCGAGAACAUCAAGACGUCGUCCCUGUUCAAGCACAACCCGGACAUCCCCAAAGUUCAAAGAGCUGAAGUUCGUCCGCUGACGGAGAAGAUUUUUACCUCACAAUCCUUCUCGGACUUGAACCUUCACCCUCACCUGGUGGCAACGCUGAACAAAGUUCUUCACGUGUCGACGCUGACCAGCGUUCAGAAAGCCAGCAUUCCGCCGCUUCUGUCCGGGCGAGAUGCCGUCGUUCGAUCCCAGACGGGCUCAGGUAAGACUUUGUCUUUCGCCGUCCCGGUGGUUCAGAGCCUCCAGGCUCUCCAGACCAAAGUCCAACGCUCGGACGGACCUCUGGCGCUGGUCAUCGUGCCCACCAGGGAGCUGGCCCAGCAGACCUUCGCCACUUUCCAGAAACUUCUCAAGCCGUUCACGUGGAUCGUUCCCGGAGUUCUGACGGGCGGAGAGAAGAGGAAGUCUGAGAAGGCCAGGCUGCGGAAGGGCAUCAACGUCCUGGUGUCCACGCCGGGACGUCUGGUGGAUCACAUCAAACACACCCUGAGCAUCGCCUUCGGCGCCGUGCGCUGGCUCGUGCUGGACGAGGCCGACCGGAUCCUGGACUUGGGUUUCGAGAAGGACCUGUCGAUCAUCUUCAACUCUCUGAACGCCGCCGGCGCACCGAGGCAAAACGUCCUCCUGUCGGCGACGCUCACUCAAGGCGUGACGCGUCUGGCGGACGUUUGCCUGAAGGAUCCCGUGGACGUCCGCGUCCACGACCCCGACCCCGACUCCGCCCCGGCCCUACGGGAGAGCUUCGCCUUGCCGACGGGCCUCGAGCAGUUCGCGGUGGUGGUGCCGAGCAAAGUCCGCCUCGUCUGUCUGGCCGCCUUCCUCCUGCACACUUGUCGGGACAAGAAGGCCUUGGUGUUUGUGUCGAGUUGCGAGGAGGUGGACUUCCUGCACGCUCUCUUCCGCGGCGUGCUGUCGGCGGACGGGCGGACGGGCCUUCGCUUCCUGCGUCUCCACGGGAACAUGCCUCAGGAGGAACGCUGCGAGGUUUUCCGAGACUUCUCGAGUCGCGGGUGCGGAGUUCUGCUGUGUACGGAUGUCGCCGCUCGCGGCUUGCACCUGCCUCAGGUGGCGUGGAUCAUCCAGUACACGCCUCCGUGCAGCGUGGCCGAGUACGUGCACCGGGUGGGCCGCACGGCGCGCAUGGGCCUGGGGGGCAGCGGCCUCCUCUUCCUCACGCCCGCCGAGUCCGGCUUCGUCGACGAGCUGGCCGACGGCGACAUCAGCCUCUCGGAGAUGAAGCUGACGGACAUCUUGGCCGAGCUGGUGAAGGACGACGUCUACAAGGGGCGGGGCAAGUACCGCAGCCAGGUUUCCGCCGGCGCCCUUGAGCAGGAAAGUCGCGAGCGUGCCACCGUGCUCCAGACGCACUUUGAGAACUUCGUUCACGCCGACGCGACGUCGCUGCGCGACGCCAAGAAAGCGCUGGUGUCGUACCUGAGGUCGUACGCCAGCUACCCGAGCCGGCUCAAGCGCUUCUUCCACAUCCGGGCGCUCCACCUGGGACACGCCGCCAAGAGCUUCGGCUUGAGAGACGCGCCGCGCCGCCUCGCUGCCGCCGAGGAGCCUCGCCUGCGCCGUCGUUGCAAAGGCGGCAGCGGCGCAAACGCACAAAACAAGCCGCGUCCGAAGACGACGAACGACGCCGACGAGUUCUCCAGCGGCCUCCAAAUCAAGAAAGAGAAGAGAAAGCGGGAAGAGGCGGAGCUACAGUGACCACAUGACACCAAGACCGACAAAUUUCUCCCACUUCAAUUUGACGUUUCCAUGUGAAACGGCGACAAAUUAAACCGCUUAGCGUGAU